UGAGUGAGUGGCUCCGUGUACUCUCAACCAGUUCUGGGAGGGAGUGCACGAGACGGUCCACGGAAAGUAUAAAUUGCCUGAAAGGAAGCUCUAUGGAUCAAGUCUACUCAGAAAAUGAGGCAUUCUCUGCGUGUUGUUUUAAGCGUGGCGGCCCUCGCGCUCGUAUACAGAUCUGACGCUGGUAAAGGCCCGAAUGUUUUGCAGCGCGAAGCACCAGACGCUUUUGAGGUCUUCGCUGCAUUUCCUUACGCCGUCGGUAUCUCUGACAUCAACAACGACACCAUCUUCGAAUGCCUGUCGGCGAGGCGCAAAGAUUUUGAUCCGGAGGCCAAGACGGUAACGUACGUGUGGUCACUCAACGAUGGCCCAGGGAAGCGAAAACGCGUUGCUUUUCACCACACCGCUGGUGCAACCCCGGAUGCGACAAACUUCACUGUUGGCAAAAGCACUGACGUGGAAGUGGCGUACAUUGUUUGGAGUGACUACAAAGACUGCGCCAUCACCGAUGUUUCUCACUUCUCACAACAGUGUACCCUGUGGGUUUCGAAGGCGGUGGAGGACCUGGUGCCCGUCUCCUGCUUGGAACAGUUUCACGACGUGUGCGGCGUCAUGGUGCCCCUUCGCGACAGCGACCUCUGCUUGGAUGACGAAAAUGACGUGGAUGACGACGACAAUGGCAAUUAG
Rhipicephalus sanguineus (brown dog tick) is the source of this 684-nucleotide messenger RNA. RefSeq lists its product as uncharacterized. The coding region runs from base 115 to 684 and encodes 189 amino acids. NCBI's taxonomy places the organism in Eukaryota, Metazoa, Arthropoda, Arachnida, Ixodida, Ixodidae. Gene Ontology annotation, molecular function: amine binding. Gene Ontology annotation, biological process: symbiont-mediated perturbation of host defenses. The record is from RefSeq and is a predicted model, not a curated record. The transcript is spliced from 5 exons.